Molecule: messenger RNA, 3633 nt
Organism: Tigriopus californicus
Lineage: Eukaryota; Metazoa; Arthropoda; Copepoda; Harpacticoida; Harpacticidae
Product: irregular chiasm C-roughest protein-like
Exons: 10
Coding region: 855-3356 (833 amino acids)
Biological process (GO): cell-cell adhesion
Cellular component (GO): cell-cell junction
Molecular function (GO): cell adhesion molecule binding
Source: RefSeq, a predicted model, not a curated record
GCAACAAACGUAGAAGGGAGGGGGACGAUCCCGUGGACCGACCGAAGUCAGUUACCGGUCAAGCGUUGCUCUAUGCAGAGGUGAGUGAGUAACCGAGUUGUCAGACAGCAGUUUCGUUCCUUGGUUUGUGAAAAGGCCAAAAAUAGCUUGGAACGCUCAACUUUGCCCUUCUCGAAAGGUGUUGGAAUAACAUUUGUGGUUCAGUGAACUGAAGCUUACACCUAACCACCAUUUGAUCUUGGGCCUCAGGAUUGGGCCUCAACUGAUGCGAAUGCUCCAAAAGCCAGGUAUGAUCCCGGCUUACUUUCAUACCGUCGGCAGACGAAAACAAAGUCUUUGAGUGACUCGCGAGACACUCUCUAGGUGGUAACCAAGGUGGGAGAGGACGAGGUGGCAAAGGGAUGAAAAAGUCCACCCAAGAGUGAAGGCAAUCAUUUUCGUCCUUGCGAAUCAAGUGCAUCAUCAUUAUUAUCAGCAUCGGAAAUCAAAUCCACAGAGGACUCGUUCUGUGCGCACACGUACAUCGUGGAAAGGAUCUUCGGUGACUUGGUCUUGUUUUUGGGCGAAAGCGAAGAAGUGGGGGAAAAAAAGGAAUUCAGACCGGGAAGAAAUCGAUUUGAGUGACUGAUGUUUAUAAGGAACGACUGGGGAACAUAACAAACUUGAUUGGGAACUCCAAACAAUCGAGACCAAGACAGUGAGUGAGUUGGUUAGUUCGUUCGUUCGUUCUGCAAACUCAUUUAAAUGAAAGCUUCGGGGACACAGAUUUGCCUGAGAUAUUCAAAUCUUUGGGGACACAUUCGAGGUUAAGAGAGUGAGGCUAAGCGAGCGAGAGCAAGACAGAGACCUUCAACAUGUAUUUAUGGAACUUCAAGGCCUUCAUGCUCUUUGCGGCAUGUGCGACUGGCGGCUUCAAGACUGCCCUCGCCCAAUUGACCAAGGGAGACGGAACGGACAAUGGGAUUGCCCCUCAGAAAUUCCUCCGUCAACCCGCAGAUCAGACCGCCAUCCAAGGCGAGCACGUGACCCUGCCUUGUCGUGUGGAGAAUAAGCUGGGAAUGCUUCAAUGGACCCGGGAUGGAUUCGGGCUUGGAACCGAAAGGAACCUCACUGGAUUUGACAGAUACCACAUGUCUGGCAGUGACGAUGAGGGUGAUUUCACGCUUGACAUCGAUCCUGUUGUUCUGGAAGACGACGCCUUGUUCCAAUGCCAAGUGGGGGCUGCUGAAGGGGUGGAUCCCAUUCGGUCUUCUGAUGCCAAACUCACAAUUCUCGUCCCACCCGAGGCACCAGUUAUCCUCAAUGGGCCAGAAAUGAGGACCACCGAGGAUCGUGAGGUCGAAUUCGAGUGCAUAUCCAGAGGUGGAAAACCAGCGGCUGAGAUCACUUGGAUUGGUGGUUCUGGUACCGUCAUCGAGACUGGGAUCACCAAAACGACGAAUGACGUGGAAAACACUAAACGGCUGACUACCAUCUCCAAGUUGAAACUCACGGCCAAGAAAGCCCAUCACAACACCACAUUGACCUGUCAGGCCCAAAACUCGGCCGAUCGACAGCCGAAAUCCACCAGUGUGUUCCUAACUGUGGAAUAUGCCCCGGAUGUGACCGUCACUGUGGAUCACACGCCUUUAUACGAAGGAGACACGGCAGUUUUCACUUGCACUGCCCACGCCAAUCCUUCAGAUAUGUCCUAUAGAUGGUUCAUGGACAACAAUAUUGUGACGGGAAAUCAUGGGACCCAAUUACGGCUUGAAUCGCUGUCUCGCCAACAAAAUAACAAGAUUGUCAAAUGUGAAGUCAGCAAUAAAAUUGGAAAAAGCGAGGAAACAGAGACCUUGAACAUCAACUAUUCUCCAAAAUUCAUUGAGAAACCAAAAGAUGUUAGUGGUGAACGCGACCAAGAUGCAACCCUCACUUGCGAAGUGGAUGGAAAUCCGGCUACAAGUUACACAUGGUUUAAGAAUGGGGAUUUUCAAACGGUUCGAGGGUACACUUCCAAACUUACGGUCAAAAUAUCAGAAGCUACAAUUGGGAAAUACAUUUGCCGAGCCUCGGUCAAAGAUUUCCAAGAGAUAUCGGCUUCGGCAGAGAUUAUGAUGAAAGGUCCUCCUCACAUCAUUCGCAGGAAUUCCAUUCAAUACGGAUACGAAGGAACUACGAUCCGUCUGACCUGUGAUGCCUUUGCCAUCCCCCCUCCUAAUACAAUCAUUUGGGGAAUGCAUGGGUACUCGUUACCACCGAGUAGCGAUCACUAUGCCAUUGAGGAAGAGGGUCGAAAAGAUGGAAUGAAGAGUACUCUCAUUAUCCAUGACUCGGUGGAAGCAGACUUUGCCGAUUACAACUGCACUGUACGGAAUUCUCAUGGAGAGGAUUCUUUUGUGAUAACUUUAGAACAGCAAAAUAGCCUCCCUAUUGUCAUCAUUUUGUCUGCCAUUAUUGGUGGAAUAAUUCUUACUAUGUUCGUUAUCAUGGUUAUGGUUGUGUGUCGCAAAACCACCUUCACCAUGAAAAGAGAGAAAGCUGGCAAAUCCCUCAAUGGGGGCACAGCUAAAACCAAUGGUGCCACAAAUUCACUUCAUAGGGAGGGAUUGAACAACGGAGCACCACUCCAAGGGCCUUCAGAUAUGAAACCAUUGACUUCUGGACUAGAUAUGGUCGAUGGCGACGAGGAUCAGGCUUGGGAUCACGAGAGUCUGCCUGAAUCAAUUGCCAACGGCCCGAGACUGGUAAAUGGUUAUGGCGACUACAACCAAACUAAUUUGAACCCACUGGAUGGUCAUGUUAUGGGCAAUCAUCAUGCUAUGGCUGGAGAUUUCAUGCCUUCGCAUCCUUCCAACUAUAAUCCAAACUACGGAUACCUCCCCCCUCCCCCUCCUCCUCAUCCUAGUCAUCAACUCAUGGCCCAAGGUAGCACCCACCUUCCAGAAAAUGGCAACCCAUACAACGGUCUCAACGUGAGUGAUCCCAGGUAUUCUGCCAAAUAUGGAAACCCUUACCUUCGGACUUCCAACAACUCCAUGCACGGCUCGCCACAGAUGAAUCUUCGGACUUCGCCUCGCCCAGUUAAAAAUUUAAACAACAACGGAAGACCUUAUGCAACGCUGAAUAAUAGAUUAGGAUCGAACAAUGGAUCAGGAUAUCACCACCAAAGCUACCACGCCGGUCCUCAGGAUUACUCGGGAACCAUGGUGGGCAAUGGAGGGGGUGCCACGUUGAGACGGUCUCAAAAGCCCCGAGAGCAAUCUCAUGUGGCAAAACAGCAAAAAUCUAGUCAAGCCAUUCAAACUCCGCAACAGUAUAUAGUGUCGCCGGAAAAAGAUAGUUCCAAAAACUCCGCAUUGGCCACCCAUGUGUAAUUCUGGGAGGAGGUUUAAGCGGUUUUGAAAACUCACUCGCUCGUGAGUAUCGGAUAAAAUGGUGCAUCAACUAUCAAGAAGCUAAUUUGAUUUAAUCAGUAUUUGUCAAGUGCCGAACUUAUAUCACACCAUUUAUAUAAGACAAACAUGUAUCCAGAUGUCAUGAGACGACUGAGUCUCUGCGUCUGCAUUAUCCACGACGUGAUUGUGUUCCAUCAUAUGAGGUACAGUAUUUUAGAAUUCGUAGAAAUUAGUAGAAAUACAUUCGAAAACUCCA